GGCCCGGCAGUGCCUCGCGGGCCGCUGGGGCAGCUCAGGGGCCGCAAAUCUCUCCCUAGAGCAGAGAGCAUUUGCCCUGAGGGUCCGACACAUCGCAGGCGCCACCGGAUCGCUGGCCAUGAGGACCCUGUGGAUGGCGCUGUGCGCGCUGGCGCAUCUGUGGCCCGGGGCCCUAGGUGGCUGCGCCGAGGCGGGGCGCUGUUGCCCUGGUCGGGACCCCGCCUGCUUCGCCCGCGGCUGGAGGCUGGACAGGGUCUAUGGGACCUGCUUCUGCGACCAAGCUUGCCGCCUCACGGGGGACUGCUGCUUCGACUACGCCAGGGCGUGCCCAGCUCGCCCAUGCUUCGUCGGGGAGUGGAGCCCCUGGAGUGGCUGCGCGGACCAGUGCAAGCCGACCAUCCGCGUGCGCAGGCGCUCGGUGCGGCAGGAGCCCCAGAACGGAGGGGCGCCCUGCCCGCCCCUGGAGGAGAGAGCCGGCUGCCUGGAGUACGCCACGCGGCAGGGCCAGGACUGCGCGCACGCCUUCGUCCCUGCCUUCAUAACUACCUCUGCCUUCAACAAGGAGAGAACAAGACAAGCUGCAUCUCCACAGUGGUCUACGCACACAGAGGAUGCCGGAUACUGUAUGGAGUUCAAGACAGAGUCCCUGACUCCUCACUGUGCUCUGGAGAACCGGCCCCUGACGCGGUGGAUGCAGUAUCUCCGAGAGGGAUACACCGUGUGUGUGGACUGUCAGCCCCCGGCCAUGAAUUCUGUGAGCCUUCGUUGUUCUGGAGAUGGCCUGGACUCUGACGGAAAUCAGACUCUUCACUGGCAAGCAAUCGGCAAUCCUCGAUGUCAAGGAACUUGGAAAAAAGUCCGGCGAGUAGACCACUGUUCUUGUCCAGCAGUUCACAGUUUUAUUUUUAUAUAGAUCAUCAUGUAACUAUUUCAAGAUGUGUUUGUAAGCAUGCUGAAUAUUGUUAGGUUGUGUGUAACACUUCAGAAACUCUAAAAACUGUUGGGCCCAAGUUCCUGAACACAUCAUUGCCAUACACUGAAGUAUAGAAAGAAAAAUUAGAGGCUAAUUCUCAAGGAACAUUCUCAAGGAAUGUCUAUAUAUCUUACUUUUAUAAGUUGAGGACUUAGAAAUGCUCCUGAGGUUUUAUGUCCUUGACCUUCCAUCCAGUCACAAAAUAUGUGUUGGUUUGCACUAGAAUUACUAUCCCAUGCUCCGCUUUGGAGGAAGUUAUUAUUUAAGGGUAACUACACUUUGACUUGCAUCCUUUUCUCUCUAUUCCAUAUAUCUUAAAAGUUCCUCACUUUAAAAAAACAAUGUUAUAGAGCUGGGCACUGUGACACAGGUCUGAAAUCUCAGCCAUUUAGGGAGCUAAGGCAGGAGGGCUGCAAGUUUGAAGCCAGCCUCAAGCAAUUUAGCAAGACCCUGUCUCCAAAUAAAAAGGUCUGGGAAUGUAGCUCAGUGGUAGAGCACCCCUGAAAUCAAUUUCCCAUACCCACCCACCCCCCCAAAAAAUCACACAUAUUUCCCAUACAAUAUUCCAUAAAUCCUGAAUCAAUAAUUUCAAGCAAAUUAUCCCCAAUAUUUUCCACAGGGCAAGUUGUUUAAAAUUUCAGUGAGCAUUUUGCAAUGAAAAGCCAACCAACUAUGCUAAAAAUAUUGAGGGUGGAGAUACUGGGAUUGAAUUCAGGGGCACUUGACCACUGAGCCACAUCCCCAGCCCUAUUUUGUAUUUUAUUUAGAAACAGGGUCUCACUGAGUUGCUUGGCAAUUUGCUUUUGCUGAGGCUGGCUUUGGACUUGGAAUCUUCCUGCCUCAGCCUCCUGAGCCACCAGGAUUACAGACGUGCACCACCUCAUCUGGCUGUAAAAAUAUUAUGAAGAAGACAUUUUCUUCAGUUAAUUGGAAAGAUUAGUGAAAUGCCCAUUCUAGGCCAAUAGGAAUUCUUUUAAAUGUUAUAAUUUUCAUGAAGAGAAAUUUUGGUGCCAACGAAUGAAACAAUUUCUUUCAUGAUGAAAAAUUCUACCACUAUUUGCAUCUAACAUUAUUUCCAAAGCUUAAAGUCUGAAGUUGAAUGGAAUACUCUUUCAGAGCCCAACUUCAAGUUUAGUUGAAGUGUGUGUACUACUCUUUUUUCUGCAGCAUGCAUUUUCUUAUGUUUUGGGUGGAAGGCAGAGGAAGAGGCAUGGAUUUCACUAUGAAUGCUGUGAUCUUUCCUACUGACAUCUCCUGAUGUCAGUCUCCUUACUCUAGCAGGAGAUCACUGAACUCAAGGCGACUUGGUGAGCUAAAGGGUCUGGGACGACAAGUCAUUCUGCAGACAGCCACGGAGCCUAGACCCGGCUCCUCACUGGUGCUCAGCUUCAGUAAUAAGCUGACUAUGCCAAAUAUUUCAGUUUUGAAGUAGGCUUUAUAUUCAGAAUAUUUCCUUUGAAGGAUUGACUCUUGAGAUUUAAAUCAUAUAAAAUUCCUCUGAUUUCAAUGUUAUUAUAUAGUUAUUUACUAAUAAACAGUUUACUAAAAUAAAUAUUUCUUUUUUUUUUUUUUUUUUUUUUUUUGGUGGGGCAGGCAAAAUACCAGGGUUCAGCACAAGGUCACUUUACCACUGAGCUACACCCCCAUCCCUUUUUAUUUUUGACAGGGUUUUUCUAAGUUGUCCAGGCUGACCUCAAACUUGCAAUCUUCCUGCCUUGGCCUCCCAAGUCAGUGGGAUCAUAGGCGUGUGCCACCAUGCCCUAAAACACAUAUUUCUUGGAAUUUAUCAUGUAAUAACAGAAUGACAACAGCAAGAUAGAAAAGGGAUGGAAAAGUCCCCAAUAUGUGACACUGAGAGUAGUAAUGUUUCUGACUAUAUCCUGAUUUAACUGCCAAAAUUAUUUUAAGGGAAAAUCAAUGUUAGAAAUUAAUGAUAAAAAAUUUGAAUCUCACCCAGGCUACCGACUUUAAUUAUAAUGUCAGUAUUAACAUUUUAAGCCCAUUUUUAAUCAAUUAUAAAGCAAGAUUUUUGAUGAUGUCUCUGGGUAUUUUCCAAUGUUGCUUAAAAUGUUUAUAUCAGUAAAUAAACUUUCUUAUUAGAUUUAUAAAAGUUCUUCACUGGUUUGACUAAAAAAAAGAACCCCAAACUUCUGGAAUGGUCAGAGAAUGCAUAAAAAUUUCACCAAAAGAAAAAUAACAACAACAAGGUGAAAUAAUCACUAAGAGCAAUAGUGUGGGCUGUGGCUGUGGCUGAGGCAGAGCACUUGCCUCACAAGUGCGAUGCACUGGGUUCGAUCCUAGCACCACAUAAAAACAAAUAAAGGCAUUGAGUCCAUACACAACUAUAAAUAAAUAAAUAAAUAAAGCUCUGAUGCAUUUAUGGUUCCAAUAUGUGUUCCAACAUUUAACAUAAUCCAUUUUUCACCUUAUGCAUUUUAUUUUGGUGCAUAACCACUAAUUACUUUCAUAUUGAAGUUAUAUUUUUGCUACUUUUAUUCUUGAGAAAAUUUCCUAAGCUAGCAGACGUAACUAUUAAAUAAUGGUUUUGAAAAGCUCGUUAUUAAUUCUAGCCAAGCUCGAGGAAACAUGUCAGAACUGAAACACGUAGUCCAUGUGAUUAAUGAAGAACCCAAAGUUUUUAUUUUCAAAGUUAAAGAUCAAAGUAUUUAGAGACCUCUUGGAGUUCUUUUUUAAUAAGCCCCAGUGUCAGGGUCCUUUCCGCAGGCACUCUGCCAUGAUUUACAGACUCAAAAUCACUUAUUAGACUGAUUUUCAAAAGUGAAUGUGGAAAGUAAUUUGAACAAAAAUAAAUAUGCCUACCAGGAAAGAAGGGGAAAGGAAUUAGAAAUAAUGAUCAUGUAGAAAAGUGGAAAAGAAGGAAAAAUGAAGAGUCGGGAGUGGGGGGGACCAAGAUGAACUAUAAUUGCACCAAUCUUUUUUUUAUGAGUCUUGUUUUUAUUUGAAAAUGUCAUAAUUAAGCAUAAAUAGCAAUAAUUUAUAUUGUUUGGGUCUCUUCUGGCAUAAAGAUUUUAAUUAACCAUUUUUUUCCAGGUAGGCACAAAACAGAUGUAAAAGAAACAGGUUUGUGCCCUCUAAGAAUAUUUUAGUGAAGUUUCAUACCAACAAUUGCAAGUUGACUUAGAAGGCAAGCCCUGGGUAUUCUGCAGUUUAAGCAAUCAGAAGAUGAGCAUUUUAAAGGGAAGCGAUACCUCUAGGUUUCUGUGACAGAUGCACAUAUUUACUCUCUCUUCAAACCCACUUGAGGUUACAGGACUUACCAAAGAGACCGAAUCCAUAAAUAGAUGAGAAGCUCAGUGAUUUUAAAGAAUCUUUGUGAAGAUUGGAAGCAAAUGACAUUCUACUGAUGGAUGAUCAGUAGACGUGGAUAGAGGGACCCAUUCUUGUGGAGAAGAUGGUGGAGUGAGAUGUAAAAGCUAUUCUUCCUUAGAGUGGGGAGCAUCUUAUGCUCCCACUGAGCAUAAGAUGAAUUUUUUAAAAAGUUCCUUCCCCUUGAGACAAAUCUGUGAAACUUAAAAUCACACCAAGGCACAUUAUCAUGAAAUUCCAGAUCUUCAGAUAUAUAGAAGAAUCGAAAACCUGAGAGGAAAAGCCAGGUCACAUGUAAAGGAUCAGUAUUAGGAUAGUAUUGAAUUAUUUAUCUAAAGCAACAUUUGAAGCUAGAAUAGAGUAAUAGAGUAAAAUUUGGGUAAGAAGUUACAAAAAAUGCUGUGUUCAAUAAAAUUAUUAUGAAUCAAAUGUGAGGCUAGAAUGAUAUUUUCGGACAUGUAAGAUACAAAAAUUUUCCAUUCUGUGCACCCUUUCAGGGAGGAGGUGGUCAACUUAAACAGUAGUGUAAACCAAGCAGAGGGUGCAGGAAAUGAGGAGUACUCAGGAGAGAGAAGACAGCUUGCGAUUGGCAGAGGAUGGAUGGCUUUAAGAAAACUACACCAGGGGCUGAGGUUGUGGCUCAGUGGUAGAACACUCGCCUAGCACAUGUGAGGCACUGGGCACGGUGGUGGCACAUCUGUAAUCCCAGCAACUCAGGAGGCUGAGGCAGGUGGAUCACAAGCUUUAGGCCAGCCUUAGCAACUUAGAUCCUGUUUCAAAAUAAAAAAUAAAAAGGGUUGGGGAUAUGGUUCAGCGCUUAAGCAACCCUGGGUUCAAUCCCCAGUACCAAAAACAAAGAACGAAAACCAGAAUAACUGCCAGAAAGAAUCCAAUAAAUUUUAAAGGAAGUAAACAAAAUCAAGUUAGCAAACUACAGCCAGUAGUCUAAAGCUAAGCUAUUUAUUUUUGUAAAUUAUGUGUAAAUUAAAUUACACACACACACACACACACAUAUACAGGAGGGGGACUGUAAGUGGUAUAAGAGUAAUAAAAUUAUUUGUAAAAUCAUCAGAACACAGCUAUACCCACUGAUAUAUCGUCUAGAAUUAAUUCCAAGCAGAGUAUGCACAGACUAUGGCCUACAAUAUUAACUAUCUGGUCCUUUGUAGAAAAGGUUUGCCAACAACUCUCCCACAUCCCAGGGCUUAGAUUGUAAUAUUUAAUGUCAUUAUUGAUGGGAUUUGAUGUAGGUUGUACCAUUUUUUGUCCUUGUGGUUUUUGCUUCCCUCCUUUGUUUUUGCAUUAAAUGAUUUUUAGUAAAGCA
Molecule: messenger RNA, 5624 nt
Organism: Marmota monax (woodchuck)
Lineage: Eukaryota; Metazoa; Chordata; Mammalia; Rodentia; Sciuridae
Gene: Sbspon
Product: somatomedin B and thrombospondin type 1 domain containing
Exons: 5
Coding region: 119-913 (264 amino acids)
Source: RefSeq, a predicted model, not a curated record